Molecule: messenger RNA, 1119 nt
Organism: Aphis gossypii (cotton aphid)
Lineage: Eukaryota; Metazoa; Arthropoda; Insecta; Hemiptera; Aphididae
Exons: 2
Coding region: 1-1119 (372 amino acids)
Source: RefSeq, a predicted model, not a curated record
AUGGUUCACGGACCGUGUGGACAACUCAACCGCAACAGUCCGUGUAUGUUGGACAACAGUUGUUCAAAGAAGUAUUCCAAAGAAUACAGUGAAGAGACUCUGUACAUUUCUGAUAAUGGUUACCCGACUUACCGCAGACCGAACAAUGGGCUUGUGGCAAACGUCAGAGGUCACCCUGUCGGCAAUGAGUUUGUUGUCCCGUACAACCCGUACUUGCUGGUUAAGUAUGACGCACACAUAAACGUUGAGGUGUGCUCUACUGUGAAGAGCGUAAUGUAUUUGUAUAAAUACGUAUACAAGGGCCAUGACGCGGCUACCUUGGAAAUUCGGAAUGGAGACGAAAUAGAUAAUUACAUAAACUCGCGGUACGUCAGUCCGCCAGAAGCUGUUUGGAGGUUGUUUUCGUAUGAAAUGCAUAACAAAAGUCAUACCAUCGUUAGACUUCCCGUCCACCUGGAAAACUAUCACAACGUGUACUUUGAACCCGGACAGGUAUUAGAGCGAGUACAAAACGCCGCCCUGGCUCGAACUAAACUCACGGCUUUCUUUGCGCUCAACGCCAUCGAUGUCGAGGCUAGACAAUACCUGUACCACGAGAUACCGGUACACUACACUUGGAACGUGACACGCAGAUCAUGGGCGCGACGGCAAAGACAGAUGACGUACGAGACGUUGGCUCGAAUGUACGUCGUCAACCCACUUGAUCGAGAUCGUUUUCAUUUGAGAUUGCUACUUCUGCACAAGAGAGGUUCACAGUCUUUCCGCGAUAUGAGGACAGUAGACGGGGUGGUGCAUCCAACCUAUGCGGCUGCAGCCGUCGCAAUGGGACUUUUGGAAGACGACCGAGCUUUGCGGGUUUGCAUGGCAGAAUCGGCAACAUUGGACACUCCAGUUCAGCUUCGUUACCUAUUUGUGACGAUACUGUUGUUUUGCGAGACCGCAAACCCGCUGGCGUUGUACCAAGUCAGCGAAGCUCACAUGAUGGAGGACUUUAAUCAGCGAUUGAGAGAGACGAGCGCGCUAGAGCGGCGUGUCUCAACGCCAUCGCGCAGUUACUUCAGGUUCACGGGAAAUCGCUCUCGGACUACAGUUUACCUCUAUUGGACGUCGCAUUGCUAG